AUGAGGUAUCAAUCAAAUCCUCGAGAACCACAUCUCACUGUUGUAAAGAACAUCUUUCGUUAUCUCAAAGGAGCUGUUUCAUUAGGAUUGUGGUAUCCUUCGAAUAUUGGAUUCUUUAUUCAAGCAUAUUCAGAUGCAGAUUUGGGUGGUUGUACUUUGGAUAGAAAAAGCACAACUGGAGGAUGUCAGCUACUUGAUGGUAAAUUAGUGAGUUGGCAAUCGAAGAAGCAAACAUGUGUAUCCAUCUCAACGGUUGAAGCUGAAUAUCAUUUGAAGACCAAACACAUUGCUCUUCGUUAUCACUUCAUAAAAGAUCAUGUAGAGGAUGAGAAUAUUGAGGUUCAUUUUGUGAAAACAACUGAUCAGUUGACUAAUAUUUUCACAAAAGCAUUGGAUGAAAAAUCGUUUGUGCGGAUUUUGGAAGGAUUGGAAUGA
Molecule: messenger RNA, 435 nt
Organism: Lactuca sativa (garden lettuce)
Lineage: Eukaryota; Viridiplantae; Streptophyta; Magnoliopsida; Asterales; Asteraceae
Source: RefSeq, a predicted model, not a curated record